UUUGUGAUGGUACCAACAUCAAAAGGUAAAACUAUAAAAACUCAGCCAUCCUUGAGCAGGAUGAACCGGGAAGAACUGGAGGACAGUUUGUUUCGUCUUCGUGAAGAACACAUGUUGGUGAAGGAAUUCUCAUGGAAGCAACAGGAUGAGAUCAAAAGGAUGAAGACAACCAUCCGCCGGUUGACAGCCAAGGGCCGGGACCUGAGGGUAGAGGCAGCUGGAGGGGAGCAGCUGUUAGAGCCAACAAAGAGGCUACAGAACACAGGGUGGCAGCAGCGUACCCACAAGCACCAGAACUCCUUGAUGCGUGGGUGGCAACAGCAGUUUCAGAAUAUUAGCUCCCCUGCAAGCCAACGAACCCAACCACGCUUCUGCACAGGACACAGACAGCUCCAUUCUGCUGGUGCUCGGGUGUUGGAGAAACCCAAGAGGGAGCCAAGGGAGAGGCUGAGCUACACGGCCCCUCCCACGUUCAAGGAGCAUGUGACAAAUAAGGAAAUCAGAGGUGAAGUAACCUGUGAACCCAGUGAACUUAUUCCUAAUUUUAACAGUAUAAUUUCUUUCAAGAAAGUGGUAAUUAUGACUAAACUCAUUGGUCUCUGCAUGCCUACCAGUGCCCACAAUAUGACAAGCAACACUUUGCAAAAGAAAGAAUUAGCCAAGUCUCCGGAGAAAUCAGGGUCCAAAGAUGAAGAUUUUGAACAGAAACCCUCUGUUUUGAAGACUGCUCAGAAAGCCACAGAGCUUCGAGCUUCCAUUAGGGAAAAUAUAGAACUGAUUCGACUUAAGAAGCUCUUACAUGAAAGGAAUACCUCUUUGACAGUAACAAAAGCACACUUAAUGAGAGUUCAAGAGGUGACACCUUUCCUCUUGCCCCAGAAUCAGGGAAUCCUGAGAGCAGCCCAUGAUGCUCUCCUCAGCCAAGUGGAUGAGCUCAGAGCAGAACUGAAGGAAGAGAGCAUGAAGGUUGUGAGCUUAAAGAGUCAACUAGAAGAUAUGUCUAUCCUGCAACUAACACUGAAGGAGCUUCAGGAGAGAGUUGAAGAUUUGGAAAAAGAACGCAAAUUGCUGAUCGACAAUUACGACAAACUCUUAGAAAACAUGCUGGACAGCAGCAGUCAGCCUCAGUGGAGCAGUGAACUGGUAGGAGAACAGCUACAGCAGAAUGUCUCCCAGCUGCAGGGCCAGCUGGAUGUGCAGCUGGAGGAGAAGGAAGAAGUCUUAAUUCAGAUGUCCAUAGAGCAAGCUCAAAAGGAACUGUUGCUUGAAGUCACCAAAAAGCUACAGAAGCAUAACCAAGAAUUAGAACUGCAGAAUAAAGACAUAUCUUCCCAAUCUCCAGACAGUCAGUCGGAAGCAGACUCUUAUCCACUAAUAUUCGAAGAGACCAUUGCAGAAGAGCCCUGCACACCAAAAAAUGAAGAAGUGAAUGAACUGUCUAAGAUCUUAAGUGAACUGAAAGAAUCACAUGCAGAGACCACACUGGAACUAGAAAAGACCAGGGACAUGCUUAUUCUGCAACGCAAAAUCAACGUGUGUUAUCAGGAGGAACUGGAAGCAAUGAUGUCAAAAUCCGAUAAUGAAAAUAAAGAGCACUCAGAAAAACUGGAGAGGUUGAAUCAACUGCUAGACCUCAAGAACAAGCGUAUCAAUCAACUGGAAGGUAUUUUGAGAAGCCAUGGCCUUCCAACAUCCGAACAGCUCAAAGAUGUGGCUUAUGGUACCCGACCACUGCCAUGCCUGGAAAUAAUGUCAGCACACAGAAGUGAGGAUAAAGUGGACAUUUCUCUGUUUCAUCAGAGUGAGAAUCUUUUUGAACUGCACAUCCACCAGGCCUUCCUGACAUCUGCUGCGCUGGCUCAGGCCGGAGACACUCAGCCUACCACCUUCUGCACCUAUUCCUUCUAUGACUUUGAAACUCACUGUACACCACUAGCUAUGGGGUCACAGCCCCUUUAUGACUUCACAUCUCAGUAUGUGGUGGAAACAGAUUAUCUUUUUUUGCACUACCUUCAAGAGGCUUCCUCCCGGCUUGAUAUACACCAGGCUUUAGCCAGUGAGCACCAUACCCUGGCAGUGGGGUGGAUUUGCUUUGGCAGGGUUCUGGAGACUGUGGAGAGAGUUCAUGGCUCUGCCAUAAUUACUGGAGCUGGUGGAGAAGAGUUUGGGGUGCUAGAGUACUGGAUGAGGCUGCGAUUCCCUAUAAGACCCAGCCUGCAGGCUUGCAUUAAGCAAAGGAAAGCUCAAGCUUACCUGUCAGCCAAUGUGCUUGGAGCCUGGGAGGUCCAGGAGGAUGAGUUCAGAUCAGAGACUCGGAAGCAUCAGAAUGAACUGCAGGUGGAAAUCAUCAGGUGCUGUGGCCUGCAGAGUCGAUGGCUGGGAACCCAACCCAGUCCAUAUGCCAUGUACCGCUUCUUCACCUUUCCUGACCACGACACUGCCAUCAUUCCAGCCAGUAACAGUCCCUUCUUUAGAGACAAGGCUCGAUUCCCAGUGCUUGUGACCUCUGACCUGGACCAGUAUCUGAGGAGGGAGACCCUGUCUCUGUACAUUUUUGAUGAUGAAGAUGCAGAGCCUGGCAUGUUCCUUGGCCGAGUCCAAGUGCCUUUGCUGCCUCUUGCACAAAACAAAUCCAUUAAAGGUGAUUUUAACCUCACUGAUCCUGCGGGGAAACCCAAUGGAUCUGUUCAGGUGCAACUGGAUUGGAAAUCUUGCUAUCUAGCCCCAGAGAGCUUCCUGAAACCAGAAGCUCAGACUGAGGAGAGCUUCCUGAAACCAGAAGCUCAGACUGAGGAGAACACCACCAAGGACAAUCUAGAGAUCUCACUUGAAAAGGAAAAGGAGUCAUUACCUCCCCAGGACCAAAUGGCAUCAGCUGAGAUCCUCACUGAAGCUGACCAGUACCUACCAAAGAAAAAACCACCUCAGGUGGGAGAAAGGAAGGAAAAGGAACACCAGGUGGCAAGCUAUUCAAGAAGAAAACAUGGCAAAAGAGGAGGCAUCCAAGGAAAGAACAGAAUGGAGUAUUUCAGUCGUAACAUCUUAAAUGGAAAUGCAUUACAGCAGGUGAACUAUACUGACUGGACCUUCUCAGGACUGAAAACCUCCAUCGAAAAUGCUUUAAAAAAUCAGAAAAAAGAAGAGGAAAUCACAUCAUCCCAUUCAUCACUGUUACAGAAGGAACCCCUACAUCCUGUAAAUGAUAAAAAUUCCUGCGAACAAACUUCUGAAGUCAGUGAAAGCCAAACUACAGAUAGUGAUGACAUCAUAGUGACACCCAUAUCUCAGAAAUGUCCUAAGGCAGGUUCAGAGAAGAUGUGUAUUGAAGUUGUCUCUCUAGCCUUCUUCCCAGAGACUGAAGUGAUGUGUGACGAGAACAUACAGCAGGUGUAUGUGGAGUAUAAGUUCUACGACCUACCCUUGUCAGAGACAGAGACUCCAGUAUCCCUGAGGAAACCAAGGGCAGGAGAAGAGAUCCACUUCCAUUUUAGCAAGGUGAUAGACCUGGAUCCACUGGAGCAGAAAGGUCGAAGAGAAUUUCUCUUCACCAUGCUGAAUGGACAAGAUCCUGAGCAAAGACAUUUAAAGUUUACAGUGGUAAGUGAUCCUAUGGAUGAGGAAAAGAAAGAAUGUCAAGAAGUAGGAUAUGCGUAUCUGGAACUGUGGCAGAUCAUGGAGUCAGGAGAAGACCUUAUAGAACAAGAACUUGACAUUGUUAGCCCUGAAGAUCAAGCUACCCCAAUUGGAAAGCUGAAGGUUUCCCUUCAAGCUGCGGCUGCCUUCCGUGCUAUUUACAAGGAGAUGACUGAAGAUUUGGUUUUGUAA
Messenger RNA from Condylura cristata (star-nosed mole), 3825 nucleotides. RefSeq names its product retinitis pigmentosa GTPase regulator interacting protein 1 (gene RPGRIP1). Lineage: Eukaryota; Metazoa; Chordata; Mammalia; Eulipotyphla; Talpidae. The record is from RefSeq and is a predicted model, not a curated record. Gene Ontology annotation, biological process: retinal rod cell development; non-motile cilium assembly. The coding region runs from base 7 to 3825 and encodes 1272 amino acids. Gene Ontology annotation, molecular function: thromboxane A2 receptor binding. Gene Ontology annotation, cellular component: photoreceptor connecting cilium. The transcript has 23 exons.